This is a messenger RNA of Cryptotermes secundus, 1218 nucleotides long. Its product is annotated as 40S ribosomal protein S18-like. Gene Ontology annotation, cellular component: ribosome; cytosol; small ribosomal subunit. NCBI's taxonomy places the organism in Eukaryota, Metazoa, Arthropoda, Insecta, Blattodea, Kalotermitidae. Gene Ontology annotation, biological process: translation. The record is from RefSeq and is a predicted model, not a curated record. The transcript has a single exon. Gene Ontology annotation, molecular function: structural constituent of ribosome; RNA binding. Bases 272 to 652 code for a protein of 126 amino acids.
UCACGUGGUCAGUGCAGCGGAUCCCCACAGCCGUUAAUCUCGGUUUUCUAGACCUGAAGUCAGAAGAAUCAGAGGGAGGAAGUAGUAUCACUUUGAAAGGCCUUUUGUGGUGAGGCUAAUAUUAGUUGAAAUAGCCCAGUUUUAAAUAAAACUGGACAAAAAUAGUGGACAUUUCACAUCAAAGAGCCGUGUAUAUUUCUACACAUCUUGACUGAAGUCAAGACACAUUCUUCAUGUCACGGGCACAAACAUCGAUGGGAAGAGGAAGGUGAUGUUUGACAUGACAGCAGUCAAAGGAGUUGGUCGCCGAUACUCAAACAUAGUGCUGAAGAAAGCAGACAUUGAUCUGGACAAGAGGGCUGGAGAAUGUACAGAUGAGGAGGUUGGAAAAAUCGUAACUCUCAUGUCAAAUCCUUGUCAGUACAAGAUUCCUGACUGGUUCCUUAACAGACAGAAGGACAUUGUGGAUGGAAAAUACUCUUGGCUCACAUCUCGUUACUUGGACAGUAAAUUACAUGGAGAUCUUGAGAGACUGAAGAAGAUUCGUGCUCACUGUGGUAUGCGACAUUAUUGGGGCUUGAGGGUUCGUGGCCAGCACACAAAGACAACAGGAAGGCGCGGAACAUGUGUUGGUGUAUCAGAGAAGAAAUAAUAUAAUAAGAGAAACAUUUUGGACAGAGGUUGCAAAGAAAAAAUGAAACACUCAUUUUAUGGCCAGUACACUUCUUCAGCGAUAAUUAAAGAAGAAUUGUCAUGGCAUUUAUAUAUUACUUAAACAAUCAGGAAGUGAUCUUCCACAGAUUCAGAAAGAUCACAAAAAUCUGUUAUCAUCAGUAAUAAUUAAAUGAAGCUCCAUCUCACCGGAAUUUAUCUGUAAGUAUAUAAAUAUGCGUAUAAUUAAAGUAUAAUUUCACAUAAUGAAUGAAUAUAUUUUUGAGCAUAUGUAGAUAAGUAUUAAAAAUAUUUAGCACAAUAAAUACUUGAGCAUGAUGGACGGUAAUGUAUUAUUUAUAAUUUCCUUUAAGUGGACCUUCUAGAAUGAUGUUAGCAGUAAAAUUUCACCAUAGUUUUUAACUGGAACAGAAUUAUAGUAAAACAAUGCAGCCAAGCUCCUGUACCAGCAGUGAAUGGAUUGAGUUGAUUAGCAAAGUAUAAAAUCUGUUUGAUUUGUUUCAUUCUGGUCCGUCACAAUAACAAUUACAAAUUAUAAAUCACUCC